AUGUCAGAGUUGCGCUUCGAUAACCAGACCGUCGUCGUCACGGGUGCCGGCGGUGGUCUCGGUAAGGCAUACGCUACCUUCUUUGCCUCAAGAGGCGCCAACGUCGUGGUCAACGACCUCGGAGCCUCCCACAAAGGCGAGGGCAAUUCCUCAAAGGCUGCAGAUGUUGUUGUAGACGAGAUUCGAGCAGCGGGCGGCAAGGCCGUUGCCAACUACGACAGCGUGGAGAACGGUGAGGCCAUCAUUGACACUGCCAUCAAGGCUUUCGGCCGUGUGGACAUCCUUAUCAACAACGCUGGUAUCCUGCGCGAUGUCAGCUUCAAGAACAUGAAGGAUCAGGACUGGGAGCUGAUCUACAAGGUUCACACCUACGGUGCAUACAAGUGCGCGAGAGCCGCCUGGCCUCAUUUCAGGAAACAGAAGUAUGGUCGUAUCAUCAACACCGCUUCUGCAGCAGGAUUGUUCGGUAACUUCGGCCAGACCAACUACUCAGCGGCCAAACUCGGCCAGGUCGGUUUCACUGAGACGCUGGCAAAGGAAGGUGCCAAGUAUAACAUUAUCGCUAACGUCAUUGCACCCAUCGCUGCAAGCCGUAUGACGGCCACUAUCCUCCCACCUGACGUUCUGGAGAACCUCAAGCCCGAAUGGGUUGUUCCCUUGGUUGCUGUUUUGGUGCACUCCUCAAACACCACGGAGACUGGAGGUAUCUACGAAGUUGGCGGUGGUCACGUCGCCAAGCUCCGCUGGGAGCGUUCAAAGGGUGCUCUGUUGAAGACCGAUGCGUCUCUGACGCCUGGUGCUAUCCUGAGCAAGUGGAACGAUGUCAACGACUUCUCCGAGCCCAGCUAUCCGACUGGUCCCGCUGACUUCAUGGGUCUGCUGGAGGAGGGCCAGAAGCUUCCCAGUGCUCCCAAGGGAGAAGAGCCUGACUUCAAGGGCAGAGUCGCCUUAGUUACUGGCGGUGGAAAUGGUCUUGGCCGUGCGUACUGUCUGCUUUUCGCCAAACUUGGAGCCGCUGUGGUCGUCAAUGACCUUAUCGACCCUGAGCCUGUUGUUCAGGAAAUCAAGAAGAUGGGUGGACAGGCCGUCGGCUCCAAAGCCUCCGUUGAAGAUGGCGAGGCUGUGAUCAAGCCAGCUAUCGACGCCUUCGGAAGAAUUGAUAUCCUUGUUAACAAUGCCGGUAUCCUGCGCGACAAGGCCUUCCACAACAUGGAUGACAAGCUGUGGGAUCCCGUGCUGAAUAUCCACCUGCACGGUACAUACAAGGUCACCAAGGCUGCCUGGCCCUAUUUCUUGAAGCAGAAGUAUGGUCGUGUUGUGAACACCACCAGCACUAGCGGUAUCUACGGCAACUUUGGCCAGUCCAACUACGCAGCAGCGAAGCUGGGUAUUCUCGGUUUCUCCCGCGCUCUGGCGCUGGAGGGAGCCAAGUACAACAUCAAGGUCAACACCAUCGCUCCUAACGCAGGUACCAACAUGACCCGGACGAUCCUGCCCGAGGAGGUUGUCCAGGCCUUCAAGCCCGACUAUGUCGCACCUUUGGUCGUACUCCUGUCCUCGGACAAGCUUGAGCCUGGCACGAAGGGUCUGUAUGAGUGCGGCAGCGGAUGGUUCGGCAGCACCAGGUGGCAGCGAUCUGGAGGACAUGGCUUCCCAGUCGACGUGAAGCUCACCCCCGAGGCUGUUCUCAAGGAAUGGAAGAACAUUGUCAACUUCGACGACGGCCGCGCCGACCACCCUGAGGAUGCCUCGGCGGGUUCAGAGAAGGUCAUGGCCAACAUGUCUAAUCGCGCGGGUGGAGACAGCGAGGAGUCCAAGGAGGACGGAAACUUCCUGCAGGCCAUCGAGAAGGCUAAGAAGCUCACCAGCGACGGCACUCCCUUCGACUACGUCGACCGCGAUAUCAUCCUCUACAACCUUAGCGUUGGUGCUAAGCGUACCGACCUUCCGUUGGUUUACGAGAACCACGAGAACUUCCAGGCCCUGCCCACCUAUGGAGUUAUCCCGUGGUUCAACACUGCCGUGCCCUGGAACAUGGAUGAUAUCAUCCCCAACUUCUCCCCCAUGAUGCUUCUCCAUGGCGAGCAAUACCUGGAGAUCCGCAAGUUCCCCAUCCCGACUGCCGCCAAGACGUUGACCUACCCCAAGCUCAUCGAUGUUGUCGACAAGGGUAAUGCCGCCAUCGUCGUCGCUGGCUACACGACCAAAGAUGCGAAGACUGGUGAAGAGUUGUUCUACAACGAGUCCACUAUCUUCAUCCGCGGCAGCGGUGGGUUUGGCGGCUCUAACAAGCUGACGGCUCCUCGACCAAAGGCUGCAACUACUGCGUACAAGCCCCCGCAGAGGGCGGCUGACGCUGUCGUUCAGGAGAAGACCUCUGAGGAUCAGGCUGCCCUCUACCGUCUCAACGGUGACCGCAACCCGCUUCACAUUGACCCUGAGUUCAGCAAGGUCGGAGGAUUCAAGACCCCCAUCUUGCACGGCCUCUGCUCUCUGGGCGUCUCUGGCAAGCAUGUCUUUGCCAAGUACGGCGCCUUCAAGAACUUGAAGGUCCGCUUCGCAGGUGUCGUCCUGCCCGGCCAGACGCUGAAGACGGAGAUGUGGAAGGAGGGCAACACUGUCAUCUUCCAGACCACUGUGGUUGAGACGGGCAAGCUGGCCAUUUCUGGUGCUGGUGCAGAGCUUCUCGAGGGAGCCAAGGCGAAAUUGUAA
Molecule: messenger RNA, 2712 nt
Organism: Paecilomyces variotii
Lineage: Eukaryota; Fungi; Ascomycota; Eurotiomycetes; Eurotiales; Thermoascaceae
Product: peroxisomal multifunctional beta-oxidation protein
Exons: 7
Coding region: 1-2712 (903 amino acids)
Molecular function (GO): oxidoreductase activity
Source: RefSeq, a predicted model, not a curated record